CAUGCGGUCGCACGAACAGCUGCACGAGCGCAAUACAGCUGCUUACUAGAAGAAAGUUGCAUACUUAGGAGCCUUGAAUGAUUACGCCUUGGUUGUUUUUCAAAAUUAACACGAUAAUUCACUGGACAUACUUUGUUUUUGGAUAUUUAAAGCUGAUAUUUUAAACUGAAGAGUGGGAUUUGAGGUCUCUUUUCAUCAUGUUUAUUAUUAAAAUGCGGUUCUUAACAGAUCGGUGACUGUAACGUUUUUUUUUCCACACUGGAUAUUUCGGAUACGUAGCUAAAUAUCAAUCAGGAUCAGCUGGCUGCGUGUUUAAAGUGACUCAGCCCCUCUGGAAUAAACUAUCCUGCAGCGGAGAGAGUGUGUGUGUGUGUGAGUUUGACACAGAGAGACACAAUUGGAUGUGUGCGCACGAUGCGCUCGCGGCUUCUGCUGCUGGUGCUCGCGGCGCUCGCGGCGUGUCUGCGGUCUGGUCGCGCGCAGGGGAAUCCUCUCCCUCAAUCUCUGGUGGAUUUAGUAAUGAACAGCCCAAUCUCAUCGGUAGACGAUCUGAAGAGACUUCUGGACGUAGAAUCCGUAGAGGAAGAUGAUGAAAAGCCGGAGAAUGAAAUUCACACAAAUGGAACACACAAACGUCUUCCCCGAAGCCUUAUUGUUCAGGUAGCCCAGCAGGCGAUGUGUAAAGUGAGGACAGAAGUUAUGGAAGUGACCCGUGCGAUGUUGGACAGACGGAACGCUAAUUUCCUGUUAUGGCCUCCGUGUGUGGAAGUCCAGCGAUGUUCUGGUUGUUGCAACACACGCUUGCUACAGUGCGUGCCAGUCACCAUAGAAACACGGCAUUUACAGAUGACGAAAAUCCAGUUCAUCAACCGACAACCAGUCUACGAGAAGGUUAUCAUUCCUGUGGAGGACCAUGUGACUUGUAGCUGUCAAUCACAAGUUUCUGUACACUCCCCACGGCUCCAGACCACACCCCUUCCCCCGCCACGGCUCCACCCUAAAGUAUCACCACCAAAGACCCAAUCAAAAGAGGAGCUCCAUCGCCACGAUGAACUCAAACACAAUCAGAGGUUCCACCUUGAGGACAGAGAAACUCAGGAACUACAAUGGCAGUCCAAAUACACACUUGUGCACACACAGGGCUACCGACAAACAUACCCACAUACGCUGACACACACACCCGCAGUGGCAGCUUAUGUAAGUAGAGGAGAUGUUCCAACUCGACAAACCACAUUGGGAGCUCCACAAAUGAUGAGUGACUCAACAGAAACAGAAGUCGAACAACAUCACGUAAAAUCAGAAAAUCAUACGCUUCUCGGCAGCGGUGACGACACAACAAAAAAAACACCUACAGCGGAACAGCAUUAUGACCAACAGCAACAGGAGAAUCAACGUCCAAAACAUCCCCAAACUACACCACAGCAAACAAAAUACAAUCCCUCUCAUGAUUCUGUCCAGUCAGAGCACAGUAUGCCACACAGCGUCCAAUUAGACGGUCUUAGUCACACUUACAGCCACGUAGAGGUGAUCGGCCAAUCCAGUGGCUUAUCAGAAGUACUUAGUCAUCACGCUGACCAAUCAGAAGUCAGAAAACAUCACCACCACCAAUCAGAAGUAAGUAAUCAUCAUCAAGGCCAGCAAGGGCAGGAAAUGGAACGGCAACAAGAAGAAACACAACAUCAUCUUCAUCACCAACACCACAAACAUCAUCGUCAUCAUCAUACUACGCAAGCAUUCAGCCAUCAAGAAACCAGCACACAAAAAACAGUGACAAAUGCACCUCAGACCACGCCCUCCGCCCCAAAGAUUCCGCCCCCCCUCCAGCCCCCACGGAAGCGGCGACGGAAACAUCGGAAGAGGAUCAGCAAGGCCUCUAUGAGAGCUAUGAUAAUGGUAAUGUCAUGAACAAGACCAAGAUUCUGAACUGCUGCCAAAGUUCUAGGAGGAACCACAAAGCUGCGAGUCAAGGCAGAGACACGCAGGAUAUAGCAGAGACACACUGGAAAUAUCUUUUUAUAAUAACUGGAAAUAUCUUUGAUCUUUGCCAAAUAAGCUCCUAUAAACUACGUUUCCCAUCAGCCAUUGCCGUCCUUGAAGGCCACCAGUUCUGCGGUCUUUGCACUAUGGGAGCUGGCCGUACUCAGGAUAUCCUGUGAGAACUGACUUAUUCCCAUUAGGACAUAAACAAAGCCUUCCAAAUGGUAAGACAUAUCACAAUUAUGGUCUGCCAAAUAUACAUCAUUCAGCAAACUGCCAAAUUCUGUGCAAUAAUUACUUGAACUACUGUUUUGCCAAGAACCGGGGUCCAAUCAAUGACUGGCUAUUUUGGGAACUAAACUGGUCCUGAUUCGUCAAAGUAGCCUCCAAACUGACAAUAAAUGAUGUAGACCCAAUAUGGGUCGGGUUGGAAAAGAACUCUGUUACCUAUUGGAGAAACUACUGGAAUAGCAACUGGAAGUUGCAAACUAGAAGUUAAAACUGGAAUACGUUCCUAGAAAUUGCAAGGACUUGGAAUUUGGACUCUCAAAGAGCAAAGCAACUGGAGAGAUGAAGCUCAGGACUUCCAGAGAGUAUGAAAUACAAAUCAUAACUAUUGCUAAUUCAUCUCAAAUGGUAUAAUCUGUACAUUUGCAAGAUACUUAAAUACUCCAAGUUUAUUAGAGAUCAAGAUAUCAGCUGGCUAGAUAUGGAGCUUGGAAAAGUGUGGAGUAUAUGCACUUACAAAUCAGUACCAUGGUAUUAUCAUGGAUUUUUGGACAUGGUACUUUUGUAAUACCUUUUAAAUAGAUUGGAGUUGAAGCUUGGAGUACCAUGAACAUGUAUUUGAUAAUCCAUCUGAUACCAUCACUGUACCAUGGUACCGCCACAGUAAUUUUUGUAAGUUUUAGGAACAAUAUUUAAAUUGUGCGAAAACACUGGAAUAUCGUACACUGGAGGUUAUCAAAUAUGGAAAGCGCUAAACUGUUAUGUUGCUAGAUGCAGUUAAUGUAACAUGAUAAUGCAAAGUCAAAUAGGACAUAAUUCAAUAUAAGAAUAAAAAUAAGAACAUUGUGUUUUGCUGUCAUGUUUACAGUGAAAUACUCAAUCCUGUAGGGAGCGGUAUGGAGUACUUCGUCAUUUUACCAAUGCCUGCUAUUCCCAAACUCAAUCUGUCUGUCAUUGAACUGCUUCUGGAAAAUUGUAAAGCUAUAAAAUAACUGUUUGUAAAUGAUGCUUUUGUGGCUUUUUCGUAACUUAUUUAUAAAUGGUAGAUGCGCUACUCAUCUGCUUCCAAGAGUAAUUAAUUGUUAUUUGUUAUAAUGAGAAUUAUUGUUAAUAUUAUGAUGCUAUUUUAAUAUAAAUAUAAAAC
Molecule: messenger RNA, 3349 nt
Organism: Myxocyprinus asiaticus (Chinese sucker)
Lineage: Eukaryota; Metazoa; Chordata; Actinopteri; Cypriniformes; Catostomidae
Product: LIM domain-containing protein A-like
Exons: 7
Coding region: 415-1905 (496 amino acids)
Biological process (GO): positive regulation of cell population proliferation; platelet-derived growth factor receptor signaling pathway; positive regulation of ERK1 and ERK2 cascade
Cellular component (GO): membrane
Molecular function (GO): growth factor activity; platelet-derived growth factor receptor binding
Source: RefSeq, a predicted model, not a curated record